AGAGACGUGUGGGCUUACAGUACUGCGAAAUGUAGCUAAGUUCUGGCACUGGAACAGCAUCAGGUGUGGUGAUUGUGCAGCCGGAGGGGAACACCCGUGGGCGUGUCCAGAGGCGCGCUCACUAGAGUGCACAGAUGGAUGAGAGGCGGCAGGAGUCUGAGCCGUAACAGUACACCCCUCCUUAUGCGAGGCUCCCGACAAGCGUCAAGGUGCAUCAGGGUGAGUCCUGUAGAAGUCCUCCAAAAGUGAUAGGUCAGCGAAGUAGGAGGCCAGAACCCAGGAUCGGUCCUCAGGACAAUAACCCUCCCAAUCCACUAAAUAAACUAAACCCCUAACCUGUCGACAAACCCUAAAAAUCUCCUUGAUCAGGGGUCUCAGACACGCGGCCCGCGGGCCAAUUGCGGCCCGCGAGACGUUAUUUUGCGGCCCCCACCUUAAUAUGAAAGUUUAAUGUUAGUGCGGCCCGCGAGUUUUAAAUGAAUGGCGCUUGACAGCGUUGUGUGCGGAGCUGAAGGAAUCUACCAAUCACGGUGUGGUAUAUGGCUCUCGACAAUAUUGAGGGCGUGCCGUGAUGGUACUGCCUUUAGCGUCCUCUACAACCUGUCAUCGCGCCGUCUUUUUCUCCAUACAAACAGCGUGCCGGCCCAGUCACAUGUUGUAUGUGGCUUCUGCAGACACACGUAAGUGACUGCAAGACAUACUUGAUCAACAGUAAUACAGGUUACACUGAGGGUGGUCGUGUAAACAACUUUAACACUGUUACAAAUAUGCGCCACACUGUGAACCCACACCAAACAAGAAUGACAAACACAUUUCGGGAGAACAUCCGCACCGUAACACAACAUAAACACAACAGAACAAAUACCCAGAAUCCUUUGCAGCCCUAACUCUUCCGGGCUACAAUAUACACCCCCGCUACCCCCACACCUCAACCCCCCACCCCCCCAACCCCCAUCUCCCGAAUUCGGAGGUCUCAAGGUUGGCAAGUAUGCAUUGAACUCACUUGCGUGAUGCAAACAGAGAAACAUUUUGCCACUUUUCCACUAGACCCGCACGCGCUCUUCCUCCCUGCCUCCCUCGCUCGCCUGCCUGCUCGCUCCCACCCCCGGCGCCGCUGAAAACAGUCCGGGCGGGGAAGACAAGCGGUCCGGUAGCUUCCGAAGCACUCCGCCGAAGGACCGAGCGACAAUACAAAACUGUGGUGCACUAGACCCCAGCGCUGAUACUCCGACAGAGAGUCGCUGGGCGAAUCGGACGUGUAACACGUUAGUCGUGAUGUUAGCCCGUUCAGGGCUAAUUGUGCUACCGUAACUGUAAACUCCACUCCAUUUUUGUUAUUUGGGUCCAAAAUACCCCUGCGUUAGUGGAAAAGCGGCAAAUGAGUGAAAGCGACAGAAACGUUGCCAUGGAGAUGAGGGUUUUCUUACGUGCCUGGCUGCAGUCACACCACAACACCUGUCCGUCAGUAAUAAAGUCCCUGAUAACCUGGACCAAUUCAAACCGUUAUUUGUUUUUUUUAUUGUUUAAUUUGCAUUUCCUCACACGAUGAACACUACAUAUAUUUUUACAUGACGCCGGAUAACACUCCGGGAGCCGUCACUUUUUUGCGCUCGCGAUCCCGGUACUUUCCGCCGACCGCCGUGUUGCUGUAGGGAGGAAAAGCGGAACGACACACAUUGCGGAAAUAGCAUUAUUCUCCGUUCGUCGGCUAAAUACAAAUAUAUUCCACAACCCCAAACAUGUCUUUUUCAAAGCCUGCAGUGAAGAGAAAGGUUAGUGAUGAGCCAAGACAAUUCCAGGAAAAGUGGGAGAUGCAAUAUUUCUUUGUUGAGCACAGGGGCACCCCGACGUGUCUUAUUUGCACAGAGAAAGUUGCGGUGCACAAGGAAUACAAUUUGAAACAUCAUUAUACAACUAGACAUGCUGAGGAGUAUGAGAGAGUGAACCGGGUUGCAAAUUUUAAAACCAGUCUACUGAGGCAACAAGAUUUCUUCAAGAAAGCAACCGAAAAGAGCGAUGCAGCAGUCAAAGCUAGCUACAUGGUGAGUGAGAUGGUUGCGAGGGCGGGAAAGCCAUUCAAAGAAGGUGAAUUCAUUAAAAAUUGCAUGUUAGAUUUUUUUAAAGAAAUCUUUUCUUGUGGCCCAGCCUCACUCAGUUUCUGCAUCUGCUGGCCCCCAGGUAAAUUGAGUUUGAGACCCCUGUCCUUGACGGUCCAUACCGGAUCAUCGCUCUCGAGGACCCUGGAAGGGGGGGAAAACAGGGACAGGGGCCGAGAGAGAACUGACUGCCACAGGCUUAAUCUGAGAAACAUGGAAAACUGGCGUGGUGCCAACUUUUGAGAUGAUACCGGAAAGUGAAGGUCCUUGUUACGCACAUCACUUGCUGCCCGGGCUGAUAAGAGGGAGCCGGGGUGUGAUGUUGGUUGGCGCUGCAACGCAUUCUUUCGGAGGCCCUCAACAGAGCAGCGCGGGCGGUCCUCCCGCCACAACGGCAGCAUCUCAGGUGAGCUUCGGUGGAAGGAACUGCUGCUUCGACCGCCUGCUGGUGGAACAGGGGCGGUUGAUAGCCCAAUGAACACUCAAAAGGUGACAUACCUGUGGCAGAACUGGCCAUAGAGUUGUAGGCGUUGGUCGCCCUCCUUGAUGCGGACGAGAUGGUAGGCGUUACGGAGGUCAAGUUUGCUGAAGAUGGUCGCCGGAGCAAGGUGCUCGGAGGACGAACUCAGGAGGGGUAGUGGAUACGUGUUCUUUAUGGUGAUGUUAUUUAAUUGACGUAGUCGAUGCAUGGCCGCAAUGAACCGUCCUUAGCCACAAAGAAAAAUCCUGCUGCCACUGGAGACUUUGAUGGGGUGAUUAUACAGGAUGCGAGAGAGUCUGUAAUGUAGUCCUUCAUGGCUUGUUUCUCAGGAAGGGAAUGGUUGUACAGGCGGCUAGAAGGAAGGACAACAUUAGUUUGAUGGUGCAGUCAUAAGGUCUGUGUGGGAAAGGGAGAGUGCACGUUCCUUGUCGAAGACUGCUGGAGUACCAGGAGAGAAAAAAUGAACCCAAUCUUGACCCCGUCAGAAGCGUAGCGAGACGGUUGAUGUUGGAAAGUCAUCUUGCAUUGGACCAGGAAUCCAUGGCAUAGAUCAAAAUCGCCUUCAAAGGGUCUGGGACUGGCAAUCCUCGGUUCCUGGCAAUAAAGGGGGUUCCCGGGGAGGGUGCAGCAGAAACUGGUGGGAAGUCGGCAUACUCGGGGUUAUGGAGUCCAUUCUAGCGAUGGUUAGGGUUAGGGUCAAACUACCAUCCACACACUCCACUCACCUUGGACAAUCAAACUACCAUCCACAUACUCCACUCACCUUGGACAAUCAAACUACCAUCCACACACUCCACUCACCUUGGACAAUCAAACUACCAUCCACACACUCCGCUUACCUAACACAAUCAAACUACCAUCCACACACUCCACUCACCUUGGACAAUGAAACUACCAUCCACACACUCCACUCACCUUGGACAAUCAAACUACCAUCCACACACUCCACUCACCUUGGAUAAUCAAACUACCAUCCACACACUCCACUCACCUUGGACAAUCAAACUACCAUCCACACACUCCACUCACCUAACAGUCAAACUACCAUCCACACACUCCACUCAUCUUGGACAUUCAAACUACCAUCCACACACUCAUCUCACCUUGGACAAUCAAACUACCAUCCACACACUCCACUCACCUUGGACAAUCAAACUACCAUCCACACACUCCACUCACCUUGGACAAUCAAACUACCAUCCACACACUCCACUCACCUUGGACAUUCAAACCACCAUCCACACACUUCACUCACCUUGGACAUUCAAACUACCAUCCACACACUCCAUUCACCUUGGACAUUCAAACUAUCAUCCAAACACUCCACUCACCUUGGACAAUCAAACUACCAUCCACACACUCCACUCACCUUGGACAAUCAAACUACCAUCUACACACUCCACUCACCUUGGACAUUCAAACUACCAUCCACACACUCCACUCAACUUGGCCAAUCAAACUACCACCCACACACUCCACUCACCUCGGACAAUCAAACUACCAUCCACAAACUCCACUCACCUUGGACAAUUAAACUACUAUCCACACACUCAUCUCACCUUGGACAAUCAAACUACCAUCCACACACUCCACUCACCUUGGACAAUCAAACUACCACCCACACACUCCACUCACCUCGGACAAUCAAACUACCAUCCACACACUCCACUCACCUUGGACAAUUAAACUACUAUCCACACACUCAUCUCACCUUGGACAAUCAAACUACCAUCCACACACUCCACUCACUUUGGACAAUCAAACUACAAUCCACACACUCCACUCACCUUGGACAAUCAAACUACCAUCCACACACUCCACUCACCUUGGACAUUCAAACCACCAUCCACACACUUCACUCACCUUGGACAUUCAAACUACCAUCCACACACUCCAUUCACCUUGACCAAUCAAACUACCAUCCACACACUCAUCUCACCUUGGACAAUCAAACUACCAUCCACACACUCCACUCACCUUGGACAAUUAAACUACUAUCCACACACUCAUCUCACCUUGGACAAUCAAACUACCAUCCACACACUCCACUCACCUUGGACAAUCAAACUACAAUCUACACACUCCACUCACCUUGGACAUUCAAACUAUCAUCCAAACACUCCACUCACCUUGGACAAUCAAACUACCAUCCACACACUCCAAUCACCUUGGACAAUCAAACUACCAUCUACACACUCCACUCACCUUGGACAUUCAAACUACCAUCCACACACUCCACUCACCUUGGCCAAUCAAACUACCACCCACACACUCCACUCACCUCGGACAAUCAAACUACCAUCCACAAACUCCACUCACCUUGGACAAUUAAACUACUAUCCACACACUCAUCUCACCUUGGACAAUCAAACUACCAUCCACACACUCCACUCACCUUGGACAAUCAAACUACCACCCACACACUCCACUCACCUCGGACAAUCAAACAACCAUCCACACACUCCACUCACCUCGGACAAUUAAACUACUAUCCACACACUCAUCUCACCUUGGACAAUCAAACUACCAUCCACACACUCCACUCACUUUGGACAAUCAAACUACAAUCCACACACUCCACUCACCUUGGACAAUCAAACUACAAUGCACACACUCCACUCACCUUGGACAUUCAAACUACCAUCCACACACUCCACUCACCUUGGCCAAUCAAACUACCACCGACACACUCAUCUCACUUUGGACAAUCAAACUACCAUCCACACACUCCACUCACCUUGGACAAUUAAACUACUAUCCACACACUCUACUCACCUUGGACAAUCAAACUACCAUCCACACACUCCACUCACCUUGGACAAUCAAACUACCAUCCACACACUCCACUCACCUAACAGUCAAACUACCAUCCACACACUCCACUCACCUUGGACAAUCAAACUACCAUCCACACACUGCACUCACCUUGAACAAUCAAACUACCAUCCACAAACUCCACUCACCUUGGACAAUCAAAAUACCAUCCACACACUCAUCUCACCUUGGACAAUCAAACUACCAUCCACACACUCCACUCACCUUGGACAAUUAAACUACUCUCCACACACUCAUCUCACCUUGGAUAAUCAAACUACCAUCCACACACUCCACUCACCUUGGACAAUUAAACUACAAUCUACACACUCCACUCAUGUUGGACAUUCAAACUACCAUCCAUGCAGUCCACUCACCUUGGACAAUCAAACUACCAUCCACACACUCAUCUCACCUUGGACAAUCAAACUACCAUCCACACACUCCACUCACCUUGGACAAUCAAACUACCACCCACACACUCACCUCACCUUGGACAAUCAAACUACCAUCCACACACUCCACUCACAUUGGACAAUCAAACUAACAUCCACACACUCCACUCAUCUUGGACAUUCAAACUACCAUCCACACACUCAUCUCACCUUGGACAAUCAAACUACCAUCCACACACUCAUCUCACCUUGGACAAUCAAACUACCAUGCACACACUCCACUCACCUUGGACAAUCAAACUACCAUCCACACACUCAUCUCACCUUGGACAAUCAAACUACCAUCCACACACUCAUCUCACCUUGGACAAUCAAACUACCAUCCACACACUCCACUCACCUUGGACAAUCAAACUACCAUCCACACAGUCCACUCACCUUGGACAAUCAAACUACCAUCCACACACAUAUCAGCAGCUAGUGCAUAUAAAGCAUUGGCACGUAAUUCCUACUGGAAUUGCAAACUCCAGUUCUUCUUAUUUUGUCGCAGGUACAUCUCCUUUUUUUAGUAGCAUGAUAAAGUUGAACAUGAUUUAUUUGAGAAAGUGAAUAUUAUGUGAGGUGUUAAAUAUUAAAAGGCCUCACAAUUAAAUUGAAUUAUGAUUUUUGGGGUGACGAUUUGAUUUAGAAUUGGUUUCAUGAUUCAACCUGAUUUUCACCACUAGUCGAUCCAUUUUAUAAAAACAUUUUCAAAACAGGUUACCAGGGAUACGGUACAAAUUCCCGAUAUAAGUACUCAAAGCUACCAAUAUCCAAUGUUAUUAGAAAAGUAUGGAUUUUGAAUCGAGAAACGUUUUGAAUGGAAUUGUUAUCCCCAAGAACCGAACCGUGUGGCACCCAAAGGUUCACAGCUUGAGUGCCCGAUGGCAGGAUUCGAUCCUGGCCAAAAAAGUACCGGAUUCAGUUCCCAUCCCUGCACAUUUAAAACCUUCUUUAGGUUGCUGACGGGUGACAAUAUUCACCUUAUUUGUGUUGCUUCCCCUUGGAUCAUCAUGCAUUUCUGUCAAUCACACGCUCCCGUUGCCAAAGUGGUUUCACCAAAGUGUGUCUUGCCAAAUGUCACACACUUUCAUACCGACCUACGCCUGGAUGCCACCAACCUUGCUAACGUGACCACAAGGCCAACCGGCUUGAACGUGACCGCCUCCACCACCUUUGCGUUUGGCGGCACGUCUCACUCGUGGCGCUGGAGCCAUAAGGUUGGGCCAAAGAAAAUCAAGAUGGC
Molecule: messenger RNA, 7071 nt
Organism: Nerophis lumbriciformis (worm pipefish)
Lineage: Eukaryota; Metazoa; Chordata; Actinopteri; Syngnathiformes; Syngnathidae
Source: RefSeq, a predicted model, not a curated record